GGAGAGGGAGGGGGCAACCGGGCAGGCAGAGUGAGUGUGUGUCACCCGGCCAGCACAGGUGCAGAGACAAGACUGAACUCCACAGGGACAGCACGGCUUUCAGACCACAGGGCCCUGACGGUAGAUGGACCCAGAAGGACAAUGCAAAGGGAAAGAUGGAGCGGAGGAGGAGGAGGACGGCAGGGUGCUGGUGAUGGAGAAAAACUGCAGACCCUGGCCGAAAACACGGAGGAGGAUCAGAGGCUGCCUGGAGUGCGUCAAGAGGCAGCUCUACCGUGUGGGCGAUGACUGGUACUUCCUCUUCACGCUGGGGGUCAUCAUGGCCCUCCUCAGCUUUGCCAUGGACUUCACCGUCUCCAGGAUGGCCAACGCCCACACGUGGCUUUACCAAGAGAUUGGGGAUUAUCCGGUGCUGAAGUAUCUCUCCUGGACAAUGUACCCCAUUGCCCUGUCAGCUUUCUCCACUGGCUUCGCGCAUAGCAUCACACCACACUCUGGAGGUUCCGGCAUCCCUGAACUCAAGACCAUCCUGACGGGGGUCAUCCUGGAGGAAUACUUGGCCAUUGAGAACUUUGGCGCCAAAGUGGUGGGGCUGACCUGCACCUUGGCCUGUGGGAGCACCGUCUUCCUGGGGAAAGUCGGUCCUUUCGUCCACCUCUCCAGCAUGAUCGCUGCCUACCUAGGGAAGAUUCGGACCACUGUCUCUGGGGAGUAUGAGAAUAAAAGCAAACAGAACGAGAUGCUGGUGGCAGGGGCAGCUGUGGGGGUGGCAACCGUCUUCGGGGCUCCCAUUAGCGGGGUCCUCUUCAGCAUUGAGGUCAUGUCCUCCCAUUUUGCUGUCCGUGACUACUGGAGGGGCUUCUUUUCGGCCACCUGCGGGGCCUUCAUGUUCCGUCUGCUGGCCGUCUUCAACAGUGAGCAAGAGACCAUAAUGGCUCUCUUCAAGACCAGCUUUAAGAUCGAUUUCCCCUUUGACCUGCCAGAGACCUUCGUCUUCAUGUUCUUAGGUGCAGUCUGCGGGGUCGUGAGCUGCGCCUACCUCUUCUGCCAGCGCUGGUUCCUGGGCUACGUCCGGAGGAACUCAUUCACAGCCAAGCUGCUUGCUGAGGAGAAGCCUCUCUACUCGGCGCUGGUAGCCCUCCUGCUCUCCUCCAUCACCUUCCCCCUUGGCCUGGGGCAAUUCAUGGCCUCCAGGCUGAGCAUGAAGGAACUCCUCACCUCCCUCUUAGACAACCGCACCUGGAGCGCCCUUUCCCCCAACGCCUCAGCGCUGGCCAGGCCUCUCCAAGUCGACACCCAGAACCUCUGGCUAGAGUGGUGGGACCCGAACAUCACUGUCUUUGGCACCCUGGCCGUCUUCCUGGUGAUGAAGUUCUGGAUGCUGAUCCUGGCCACCACCAUGCCUAUGCCCGCAGGGUAUUUCAUGCCAGUCUUUAUUUAUGGGGCUGCCAUCGGGCGCCUGGUGGGGGAAGCCGCUGCCUUGCUCUUCCCCCGGGGCAUCUCAGCGGAGGGGGGGCUCAGCCUCAUCACUCCUGGGGGGUAUGCGCUGGCAGGGGCGGCGGCCUUCUCUGGCUCGGUCACCCACACCCUCUCCACCGCCUUGCUGGUCUUUGAGAUGACGGGGCAGAUCGCCCACAUCCUGCCUGUCACCCUGGCCGUGCUCAUCGCCAACGCCAUUGCCCAGAAGUCCCAGCCCUCCUUCUACGAUGGGACCAUCAUCGUCAAGAAGCUGCCCUACUUGCCUCGCAUCCGGAGCAGGCACAUCGGCUCCUACAAGGUCACCACAGAGGAGUUCAUGAACACCGAAUUCGUCCCCCUGCCCAGGGACGCCAGCUACCAGGACAUCCUUGGGGUGGUCACCUCGACAGAUGACCCAGAAUACCCAGUGGUGGACAACACUGAAGCGGCGAUGUUGUUGGGAAUGGUCCAGCGAUCCGAGCUCAUAAAGUUUCUUCAGACCCGUGAUGAUGCCAGCCUGCCCCACCAGGAACAUAGGGAAGAGCCUGCAGCCUGCCAGACCUUGGAAGGCACCUGCGCCAUCAGCCCAGUGACGCUGCAGCUGUCACCUUGGAUGUCUCUCCACCAGGCACACAACCUUUUUGUGCUUCUGAAUCUGCAACAGGCCUUUGUCACACAGUUGGGCAAGGUAGUCGGAGUGGUCUCCAAGAACGAGGUAAGGAGAGCCAUUGAAGAUCUGGCAAACCCCAAAUCGGCAAAAUAAUAGAGAACAGCUUAUGCUGAAAAGGAGCCCCUGCCUCCACCCACCCCCCAGACAUUGCAGAGAACCAGAGGGACUAGAAACACAAUCUAAGAAGAUUCCUCUUCAAUGUUUUCCGGUUAGAUUCCUGUUGCUUGUUAA
Rhineura floridana is the source of this 2359-nucleotide messenger RNA. Its product is annotated as chloride channel protein ClC-Kb-like. Gene Ontology annotation, molecular function: voltage-gated chloride channel activity. Bases 125 to 2221 code for a protein of 698 amino acids. Gene Ontology annotation, cellular component: membrane. Lineage: Eukaryota; Metazoa; Chordata; Lepidosauria; Squamata; Rhineuridae. The transcript has 20 exons. Gene Ontology annotation, biological process: chloride transport; transmembrane transport. The record is from RefSeq and is a predicted model, not a curated record.